Molecule: messenger RNA, 802 nt
Organism: Mastomys coucha (southern multimammate mouse)
Lineage: Eukaryota; Metazoa; Chordata; Mammalia; Rodentia; Muridae
Product: late cornified envelope protein 1C-like
Exons: 2
Coding region: 134-595 (153 amino acids)
Source: RefSeq, a predicted model, not a curated record
CAUGUACCAAGGGAAGAACUUAAGAGCAGAAUAAAAAGGCUGGCAGCCAGAAUACUUCUAUCCACUCGCAUCUUGAGGUGUCUACAGAGUCUGUCCUGCGUGUCAGUCUGCUCCUGAGCAUCCACCAGCCAAGAUGUCCUGCCAGCAGAGCCAGCAACAAUGCCAACCCCCUCCCAAGUGCACCCCCAAGUGCCCUCCCAAGUGCCAGACCCCAAAAUGUCCCCCAAAGUGCCCCCCGAAAUGUCCUCCCAAGUGCCCCCCUGUGUCUUCCUGCUGUAGCCUGGGCUCUGGGGGCUGCUGUGGUUCCAGCUCUGGUGGUUGCUGUGGUUCCAGCUCUGGAGGCUGCUGCAGCUCUGGGGGUGGAGGCUGCUGCCUGAGCCACCACAGACCCCGCAGAUCUCUCCGUCGCCAUCGUCACAGCUCUGGAUGCUGUAGCAGUGGUGGCAGUAGUGGCUGCUGUGGCAGCAGUGGUGGCAGCAGUGGUUGCUGUGGCAGCAGUGGUGGCAGCAGUGGCUGCUGUGGCAGCAGUGGUGGCAGCAGUGGCUGCUGUGGCAGCAGUGGUGGUGGUAGUCAGCAGUCUGGAGGCUGCUGCUGACCUGAGCAACUAACACUUUAGGCAAGCCAUUCAGGAGGAAGCUAUGUUCAGAAGACCUGCCCCUGCCUGCUGUUCUGCCCUGUUCCUCCUGUGUUUCAAGGCUAGGUCACUACAAUACUGAAAUCUAACUGUGGAGAUUCAAAAUUUGUUCCCAUGUUGCUACCCGCUUCUGUGUUUCAGAGUAAUAAAGCCUUCCUCACAGAUUCA